Messenger RNA from Tetranychus urticae (two-spotted spider mite), 1130 nucleotides. It is a transcript of the gene SmB, whose product is annotated as small ribonucleoprotein particle protein SmB. Gene Ontology annotation, biological process: mRNA splicing, via spliceosome. Gene Ontology annotation, molecular function: snRNP binding; RNA binding. Gene Ontology annotation, cellular component: U4/U6 x U5 tri-snRNP complex; U4 snRNP; U2-type prespliceosome. The record is from RefSeq and is a predicted model, not a curated record. Lineage: Eukaryota; Metazoa; Arthropoda; Arachnida; Trombidiformes; Tetranychidae.
UCAUGUGAAUCACUAGAUGUCAUUGGUAGUGAAGCGGCUUUCUUUCAGAAAGAUUUAACCAGUUUUCUUAAAAGUGAAUAAACAGGGUUUAUUAAAUUUACCCGGCAAAUUUAUUAAAUUAUCAAAAUGACGAUAAGUAAAAAUAAUAAGAUGGUACAAUUCAUCAACUACCGGAUGAGAGUAGUUUUGCAUGACUCACGGAAUCUAGUUGGUAAUUUUAAAGCUUUCGAUAAACACAUGAAUGUUAUUCUUGCUGAUUGUGAGGAAUUUCGAAAAAUUCGUGGCAAAGGGAACCGUCCUGAUCGAGAGGAAAAACGUGUCCUAGGUUUUAUUUUGGUACGAGGAGAAACAAUUGUGUCUAUGACAGUUGAGGGUCCUCCUCCACCAGAAGAAGGACUUCCUCGUGUUCCAGUUUUAGGUUCCAUUCCUGGUCCUGGCUAUGGACGAGCUGUUGGCAGAGGUGUACCAGUUCCAUCUGUACCUCUUCCUACCGCUGCACCAGGUCUUCAAGGGCCCGUUCGAGGUGUUGGAGGGCCAUCAGCUAGUAUAAUGACACCGCAAGCUCGAGGUGUACCCGUUGCUGCUGCCGCUGCAGCAGUUGGAGCAACAGUUGGAGUGCCAAGACCUCCAGUUCCUAUUCCUGGAAUGCCAUUAGGACCUGUCAUACCUCCAGGUAUACCAACGCCAGGUGUGCCUGGUGUACCCGGAGUUGCAGGAGUCCCAGUAGUUCCCGGAGUUCCUGGAGUACCUGGAGUUCCCGGGGUUCCAGGAGUUCCAGCUCCCGGUAUUGCUCCAGGAAUUCCAGCCGCUCAGUUAGCAAUGGGUCGUGGUAUGCCGCCUACAGCUCCACCUGGUAUGAGGCCACCGCCUCCUGGUAUGAUGCGAGGUCCUCCACCUCCAGGUCCACCACCCGGUAAAUUGCCUCCUCGACCUAUGUGAUUAUUUAUACAAGCUUUUGUCAAUAAAAUUUAUCAUGUUCUGGUACUUGGUUUUGUUUUAACUUAAAUCGUUUUACUAUCAUAGCUCACUAAUCAAAAUGCUUAAUUGACUAGGAUGAGCAUUCUUCAAGCCAAAGCUAAAAUGAAAGAUUACUCAAAGAGUUUGCAAAUAAACUAUGGUUAUCGAAAUUA